CUUAUAUAACCGCUCGGCGGCACGGGCGCCUCUCCAGGAACAAAAACCACCAAAAACAACCGUUCCUUUUCAGCACACAAGGGAGCGUAGAGAUCGAUCGAUCGAGGCGCGUACAGUGUCCGUUCCCGCCCGCCGCCCGUCCGCCAUGGACUUCCUCUUCGUGGAGAAGCUCCUCGUCGGGCUCCUCGCGUCGGCGCUGGUGGCGAUCGCCGUGUCCAAGAUCCGCGGCCGCAAGCUGAAGCUGCCCCCUGGCCCGCUCCCCGUGCCCAUCUUCGGCAACUGGCUGCAGGUCGGCGACGACCUCAACCACCGCAACCUGGCUGCCAUGGCGCGCAAGUUCGGCGAGAUCUUCCUCCUCCGGAUGGGGCAACGGAACCUGGUGGUGGUCUCCUCCCCGCCGCUGGCCCGGGAGGUGCUCCACACGCAGGGCGUGGAGUUCGGCUCACGCACCCGCAACGUGGUGUUCGACAUCUUCACGGGGGAAGGCCAGGACAUGGUGUUCACCGUGUACGGCGACCACUGGCGCAAGAUGCGGCGCAUCAUGACCGUGCCCUUCUUCACAAACAAGGUGGUGCAGCAGUACAGGGCCGGGUGGGAGGCCGAGGCCGCCUUCGUGGUCGACAACGUCCGGGCCGACCCCAGGGCCGCCACGGACGGCGUCGUGCUCCGGCGGCACCUGCAGCUCAUGAUGUACAACAACAUGUACCGCAUCAUGUUUGACCGGAGGUUCGAGAGCUUGGACGACCCGCUGUUCCUCCGUCUCAGGGCGCUCAACGGCGAGCGCAGCCGCCUCGCGCAGAGCUUCGACUACAACUACGGCGACUUCAUCCCCAUCCUGCGCCCCUUCCUCCGGGGAUACCUCAGGUUGUGCAAGGAGGUCAAGGAGACCCGGCUCAAGCUAUUCAAGGAUUACUUCCUGGAGGAGAGGAAGAAGCUGGCGAGCACCAAGGCCAUGGACAACAACGGGCUCAAGUGCGCCAUUGAUCACAUCCUGGAGGCGCAGCAGAAGGGGGAGAUCAACGAGGACAACGUGCUCUACAUCAUCGAGAACAUCAACGUUGCCGCGAUCGAGACGACGCUGUGGUCGAUCGAGUGGGCGAUCGCGGAGCUGGUGAACCACCCGGAGAUCCAGCAGAAGCUGCGCGACGAGCUGGACACGGUACUGGGCGCCGGGCACCAGAUCACGGAGCCGGACACGCACAAGCUCCCGUACCUCCAGGCCGUGAUCAAGGAGACGCUGCGGCUGCGGAUGGCCAUCCCGCUGCUGGUGCCCCACAUGAACCUCCAGGACGCCAAGCUGGGCGGCUACAACAUCCCCGCCGAGAGCAAGAUCCUCGUCAAUGCCUGGUUCCUCGCCAACAACCCGGAGGAGUGGAGGCGGCCCGACGAGUUCCGGCCCGAGCGGUUCCUGGAGGAGGAGAAGCACGUCGAGGCCAACGGCAACGACUUCAGGUUCCUGCCCUUCGGCGUCGGCCGCAGGAGCUGCCCCGGGAUCAUCCUCGCGCUGCCCAUCCUCGGCAUCACCAUCGGACGCCUCGUGCAGAACUUCGAGCUCCUGCCGCCGCCCGGCCAGGACAAGCUCGACACCACCGAGAAGGGCGGCCAGUUCAGCCUCCACAUCUUGAAGCACUCCAACAUCGUCGCCAAGCCCAGGGUGUUCUAACAAGUGCUUUGGUUGGAAUGAGGACUUGCCGCUUUUGGUUUCAUGUUGUACUUUCGUGCAUGUUUGCUCUGCUCGUCUCAAGUCCUUGAUUAUAAUUUAUAGAUAUCCAUGUCUGCGGGGUAGAUACAUGUUAUGUUAAUGUUAUCUGCAAGAAACAGAAGAAUUAAACAAAUGUCAAAUGGGAAUGAAAAGACCAGGCUUCCAUCAUA
Messenger RNA from Brachypodium distachyon (stiff brome), 1872 nucleotides. Its product is annotated as trans-cinnamate 4-monooxygenase. Bases 146 to 1663 code for a protein of 505 amino acids. Gene Ontology annotation, molecular function: heme binding; trans-cinnamate 4-monooxygenase activity; iron ion binding. The record is from RefSeq and is a predicted model, not a curated record. Gene Ontology annotation, biological process: lignin metabolic process. The transcript is spliced from 3 exons. NCBI's taxonomy places the organism in Eukaryota, Viridiplantae, Streptophyta, Magnoliopsida, Poales, Poaceae.